AUGGGACCUAAGCGAGUAAAAGACAAGACGCCGGCCAGAAAAGGAGUCGCAAGGAAAGUCAGCACGCGAUCGGCUGAUGAGAGCUCGCGAUCCAAUGCCACGCCAGCCGCAGAACGCCUAAAACCACUUGCACAGCAGAUCGAAGAAUCCGACAUCCCAAAGAAGUUCAAGGAAAGCCUCAAAAUGACCGCUGCAGAAAGAGACCCCAAAAUGUUCCCGAUCGUGGACAUUAUCUUACAGCAGACAUACCCCGGUUUCUCAGACAGAAAAUCAGAUUACUUGGUUGAAUGGGAAGUAGCCUGGGCAUCCGAAGACAGGGUGAAGAAGAGUGUUCUCAAAUACUGGAAGGACCUCAAGACUGAUAAAGACGAGUUUGGCCAGCCGCGUGUCGAUACGAGUAUCGAGAACGUUAUUAUCAACAAGGACUACCUUCUCCCGAUAUCAGUGGGAGGCAUCACGUUGCAAGAAGCUACGAAAACGGCGCUGCUGGAGAUAAGAGAGGUUGAGCCUGAAGGAACGUACUCUUUCAAGCUACUUCGACAGCAUUUGCGAACUAUCACCACCCUUCAGGAGCAAUAUCGCUCGAUGCUAAUGGAGCACGGCCAAUUAACAGAUCACGAAACUCCUCGUCUUGAAGAGCUUCUGAGGUGUAUCGUCACGACCUGCACGGAGAGGAGAGUAUGGAAUCCAGACCGCGUACAAGGACUCUAUACUCUCUCUUUGCCCGAUGGGGACGACAAUCUCAGAGAGACUGUAGAAUUUCUGGAUGUCGAAAAUGCGGCCCUUGAAGCUUGGAGUAUUCUUGAAGGGAAGUUUCAAGAGGAACCUGAAGGUAGUGUAGAGACCUUUCUCAAAGACUACGAAGAUCUACGAGUUACAUAUCUUCCAGACCCCACCAUGGGAACUAAACCUAAGCGCGCAGCCUUGUGUUUCAUAGACCUGGUUGACACGAUGUGGAACAAUCCGCUCCUCCGGAUAAUGGAAGCGGCACCAAAGCCGGGACAUGACAACACACUACUUGAGGUCAAGUUUGCAAAGAGCUUGAAGGUUCUUGUGCCGGACAUUGUGAAUUACGCACCGCACAUGCUGCAUGAGAACAACGAGACACUAUUGCUUGCCCGGCUUUUCUAUUCAAGAGAUGAGCUCGAGCAGCUCCUCCGAGAGAGACAUAUUCAUGUGAGAGAUGACUGGCUAUACGAAUGCGAGGGAAAGCUUCUGCUCAGCCUGCAAGAUGAACAUGACAGUCGGAGUCUAGAGGAAUUGAGGAAGACCUUUGAUGAAUUGCACGAGCACAUGCAGAGACUUCUGAAAAAGGAGUAA
Molecule: messenger RNA, 1320 nt
Organism: Mytilinidion resinicola
Lineage: Eukaryota; Fungi; Ascomycota; Dothideomycetes; Mytilinidiales; Mytilinidiaceae
Exons: 1
Coding region: 1-1320 (439 amino acids)
Source: RefSeq, a predicted model, not a curated record